This is a messenger RNA of Ruditapes philippinarum (Manila clam), 1218 nucleotides long. RefSeq lists its product as uncharacterized. The record is from RefSeq and is a predicted model, not a curated record. NCBI's taxonomy places the organism in Eukaryota, Metazoa, Mollusca, Bivalvia, Venerida, Veneridae. Bases 129 to 887 code for a protein of 252 amino acids. The transcript is spliced from 4 exons.
UGCUGGAAACUCUUUGUCAUCAACUGAACCAGUACAUAAGAGUGGUCUGUCAUGCGGUAUCCAAUAAGGUCGAGUCAAAAUUUGAAAGUGUGUGCCAUCCUAGUGAAGAGGGAGAGUUGUCCAAUCAGAUGAGCCGUGUAGCGAUGCUAUUCACAGAAAUUGUCAGAGUGGCUCAUUUGAUAGAAAAAGCAUUAAAGUCUUCACUGAAUGAUGUCACUUUUGAAAACGAGGAUUUAAGUAGUCGUGUAAGUCAGUGCGAGUACUCGGAGCGACGUCUUCAGGCCGAGCUUCAGGUGACACAGACAGAGCUAGAGAAGAGUAACAAAAUGGUUGACCAGCUUAAUGGUAAACUACGGGAGUUGAGUGACAAGUUUGAGUCGAUGCUCGACCAGGAAGGUGAAAUGAAGCUUGUUCAGGAAGAGAUAGGCAGACUUAGGGGGAAGAAUCAAGGUUUGAAAGCGGAGAACGAGCUUUUGAAUGAACAAAUUACAGAACUGCUGGAGAAACUGGAGACAGCCGCUACUCCAGGUAGUGAUGGGAGAUCUGCUGUAGAUGUGGAGUCACAAAGACAAGUUAUAGCACUCAAAAAGAAGGUGGAGAAAUAUCGAGCAUUGCUGAAUGAAAAAGAUACUAUGGUGGAGCAGAUGAGCGCUAAAGCUGUAAAACGAAUACAAAAACUAGAAAGUAACUGGAAAAAAGCUGAUGCUGAAGUUUGUAAAUUUGAUGAGUUGGUGGACACAGUACGCUCUGUUUUAGUUGAUAACAAAACUGUACAAGGGGAUGACCAGUUACUUAAGUUGAUUGACCUGAUAGAUGGGAAUGAGCAAGUGGCAGCAUUUGAUACUGAGAGAAGACGGGCCAGUCUUAAACCGGUUAAAACUGCAUGAUCGUGAACUUAAACCGGUUAAAACUGCAUGAUUGUGGAAUAUAUUUUUUUCACAUUUUGUGAUGUGCAUGUGUGUGUUCAAAACAUGUUUUUUAUGUGUUUAGUGCUAUAUUCGAUGUGUUUGGUUCUGAAAUGAAAUAUAAACAGAAUCUUAAACAUCUAACCAAAAGGCAUGAUGCGAAAUAGAGACAACUGAAAAACAUUGUAGUUAAAAAUGAAAUACUUAUAUUGACUUAUUCAUAUGUUAUAUGAUUGACUAAAUGUGUUCAAAUUGUAACUUAGAUUGUUAAUUGCCAUGGCAACAUGACAUCUAUUGUUUUAAUUUGUUUUAU